AUGGAAGCAUCUACAAGCUCAGUCAUCUACACAACAAAAUCUAAGGGACAGACUACUCCAUCUGAUGUCAGAGUGAAAUUUGAUCAUGCAUACAAUAGAAAGAAGAUGGCUAGUAUUGAAAAAGACAUAGAAGAUAUCUGGAAAAGACGCCUUGCCGAAAUACCUUCUCUUUUCAAUGGAACCAAGUUCCGGCUUCAUUCCGUCGAGGAGAAAGGUGAAACACUGACACUGAAUAUGGGUAUUACCUGUUAUAAAGACUUUCAAGGGACUAAUUUAUCAGAAGAUGUACUAAGUUUACAAGGUCGAGGCCUAUGUGAUUAUGAUGAUUCACAAGCUUAUAUGUCUGAUGCACUUGGAGUCGGGGCCCUUGUCCAGACAGCUGAUGACCAUAUCGUGUUGUUGUUCAGAUCGAGAAAUUGCGGAGAGGAAACUGAACGAUGGGAUAGACCUGGAGGCCAUUCAGAACCAAAGAACCUUGUUGGACCAAUACAGUCAGAUGAAAUUGAUCUCUUAGAACUGAAAGGAGAUGCUGUAGUCGAAGAAUUAUUCAAUUCGAUUGUGGAAGAGGUGAUAUCGGAGGUCAACAUUCCCGCUGACACUCUGGAGCAACCUGGCAUACUUGGCAUACAAAGAAGUAAUUUGAGCGGCGGAAAAUCAAAUGUUGAGUUCCUGAUAAAGUGCAAGUUGAAAGCAUCGGAAGUAGAAUCUCUGUACAAACAAGGCUGCCAAGCGGAGGCAUACGAGUCAGAGAAAAUUGUAUUGCUUCCUAUGGAAAAGGUCCUCAGUGCUCCCUCUUGUGACCUUGACCUCUGGAACAAAAUGACCGCAGGUGCAAAAGGACUUUUGUCUUUGUAUAACAUAUAUAGACACAGAUACAUUCUAUAAUUACAUAUCACAGAGUCUUGUUUAUGUAUAACCGCAUUGAUGACUCGCUGAUAGUUUCCGCUUCGCAUGCGGGGAAGUCGGGGUUUGAUCACCCGUCGGGUCAUAUCAGAGACUUUAUAUAAUGAGUUUUUGUAGCUUCGUCGCUAGCAGUAAACGUGUAGUUUUAGGACUGGUCAAUUUGAUGUUUGUAUAGUGUAUCAUAAUGUGUCUAUGGCGAAGAAUUCAUUCGAUGCAGCACUUAAAGCUGGGCAUUGUGCUCACUGCUACAAGAAGACAUAGUCGUAUGAUUUGGGAAUUUUUAAGAGAAGAUAAAUCCAAGCUCGAACACAGAUGGCUUUUAACAUGUUUUGUUUUUUAUACCAUUCUGUUUAAUAAGCAGCAUUUCUUUUUUCUGUUUCAGAAAUACGUUUCAGAAAUACUCUUGGAUAUAUAUAAUUUAAUAUGUCGUACACAACUUACAAACAAAUUAUUAUGUCUGAUAAUUGAUACAUUUACACAGAAGUGAUUUUGAAACCAAAACUAUGAUAAAUAACCUUUUAACACUUUCAAAGGUACUUGAUGAGAAAUUAUAGUUCGUGUUCUGUAUUAUAGGGAUUAAUUACAUAUUAUGGAGAAAUAAAUUUAGGACUAAAAACAAUAAAUUAUAUUAGUUAGUUUUUACACGGUGGGUUAAUACGUAAAAUGUCUUCAAUGAAUAUAACGUUAUUUUUCUGCCAACUGCUACCGACAGAGAUGUAAUUAAAUCAAUAUGAAUCAUCUAUUGACAACAGGUUAUCCCUAUUAUUUUAAGGUUAAGCAAAUAAAAGGUCAGUGUCAUAUUUACGUUGAAACUGAAAAGGAGUUGUCUGUGAUUUUUUCGAGGUUGUCACAAGUGUCUAUAGGAACAGC
Molecule: messenger RNA, 1773 nt
Organism: Mercenaria mercenaria
Lineage: Eukaryota; Metazoa; Mollusca; Bivalvia; Venerida; Veneridae
Product: uridine diphosphate glucose pyrophosphatase NUDT22-like
Exons: 3
Coding region: 1-885 (294 amino acids)
Molecular function (GO): GDP-mannose hydrolase activity
Source: RefSeq, a predicted model, not a curated record